GCUGUGCGACUCGACUGCUUACUUAUACUGUCGCGCUGAAUCUGUCCUUCAUUAUAUUCUUGACUGAGCGCUUGUAAAUAUGAUUAUCUUCCAACAUUCUUUGCCAACUCUUGCGUCAUCGUUGGUCUGCCCACGUCAAGAUGCCAGCGCUCAUUGAAUCGAAUAGCGAAAACAAGAGGCCUCGGAGGCCUUCCUUUACGCAGCAAUUGCAGCGAAUGUUUCAUAUAGACAAGCCCGUCGAUGCAAGGAAUGACAGUUAUGAACACUCCCGCUCUUCAAACCCCUCCGUGUACGAGGGAAAUGGUACCUCCUUCGCCUCUGUAAACCACGGACUAUCUGAGUUUAAAUCUACUAGCAACAGUCGUCACUCACAUUCAUCCGCGAACUCAAAUGCUACAGACUUGCACACUUCGCAAUCGAAACACUCUUCGCUUCGGUCUUUUCAUCUGGAGCCGUAUCCAGACGCUCUGAACCAAGAUAAUCAGAGGUUUAAGUCCACGAAUCACAUCGUGGUUCAGAAAAAGGAUAGACGAGCUACAAAAAGACUGGAAGCAGAGAGACUAGAGCUCGAAAAGCGGUUGCUCAAACUCGAAGAAGCCGAACGGACGGGGGACACAUCAAUACUGAGAAGAGAAUCCCGGAAACUCUCAAAGAAGCAGCCCCUCAAGAGUUCAAGUAGGUCAUCAAGUGUGAGCGAUGAUGAGUCGCGAUCAAGACCCUCCUCGCGUCUUUCUUCUAUCCUCUCAAGUUCAAGACGAAGAUCCAGGUCCCGGUGUAGUUCCGUUGAAGGGGUUGAUAACCACCCCAAUGGCCAUAACGAAUCGAAUGCCCUCCCAGUAUUGUCCCCGACGUUGCCUGAGCGCUUAAGCACAGCAAUAUCGAAAGAGCUGGCUACGAGAAAAAAUGCCUUGCUUGUGUCGCCUGAGGAGUCAUCACAGUCCCUAGAGACCACAACUGAGUCUACUUCCAGCCAGCCGACUAUUCGUAAUGGAGAAGAACGCGCCCUCGCAGCACCAAGUGACAUACAAAGUGAUCUGUCUGAGACUUCGCGUAGAAAAGAUUCUCACCAGCAAGCAGAUCUAGACCGGGCAUUGUUCACCGCGAGUCUAACACCCAAAAAUGGACGCCCAUUAUCAGGACACGCUGUGAGAGGCCAGAUUGCAUAUCGCCAAUUGGAGCAGCCUCAAGGCGACAAUGGUCAACUGCAGAUGAACUCGAGAUCCCGCUCGAUGUCCAGAACCCCAUUAUCAAGAUCACCCACGGACGGAAUCGUACAGAGACAGCAAAAGACAUUCAAAUCUUCUCCUCUUGCGGAAUCACAGACAAUCGACGUUGACGAAGUGCCUUCAAAAAGGGCAACCACGUUGACAAGCCAUGAUAUCCCCGAUGCAGCACGGCCACAGACACUUACCGUCGCCGAAAAAGCGACUAGUCCGGAGAACCAUAAGGUUUCCACAUUGCAAAGCUCGAGUGGAAUCUCUGAAAACAUCACAAUCAACCCAUCGUUGAUGGAGGCGAGGAAAGCUCAAAAUCCUAUGAGCAGAAUGCCGACUUCAAAGCCUACUAGUCAGUCAGCUCCAUCAGUACUGUUAGCGAAGCCGCGCUUCUAUAACUCACUAAACAAAGUGACAGGCGCCGGUGGUGGCAAGCCCAAGGCCACAGUAACGAUGCCACCGCCGCCUCGGGAACGCGACUCCUUCCCAACUGUGCCUCCGAAGAGCCCAAAGCGAACUAGCCGGGCAAUGUCACAAUCUCCGGAUAUGAUAACCAAUAACAGGCCAACUAGCAGCCUGUCUAACGAUAGGUCGCAGGAAUCCGAAUCGGACUACAACACCGCAGACGAGAUUGGCUCCACAGUAUCGAAAACCUCAGACGACUGUGACCUUCAGGCGCCUGUGGGCUCCCGCGUUCUCAAGCACAAGAGUACUGGUUCUGAGGGUGCUGUUGGCAUAUCGAACGGCAAGGGAGAUCCGAAGAAGAUGACCAAAAAAAGGAAUCUGGGACAACUUGUUCCGAAACUCUUUGUCAUUUGUUGUCGGUGCAAGUUUUGGCAUGACAUGCCAUCCGAAGUGUAUGCAAGCCUUACUGUUUCUGACCCUUUAUCAGCUGCCCUAGACCAAGAACUCGCGGCUUGGGAGCGAAAUUCUUUGGUCGAUCGGCUCCUGCAGGCUCAUUCAUCGCAUGAAUCAUCCACUGAGCCGCCGAGCUCUGAGGCCCAGCAUAGGUCGUCGCGCAUACGCGUAACGACUGAGCCUCUGCCUGGCCCGGUCAAGUGCUGUUGGUGUGAGCAUCAGAUUAGCAAGGGCUGCUGCCAGGGAUGGAGCACUCUAGUUCAACUGCGUCAGAGACACCACUGA
Messenger RNA from Aspergillus nidulans FGSC A4, 2357 nucleotides. RefSeq lists its product as uncharacterized. Lineage: Eukaryota; Fungi; Ascomycota; Eurotiomycetes; Eurotiales; Aspergillaceae. The transcript has 2 exons. The record is from RefSeq and is a predicted model, not a curated record. The coding region runs from base 141 to 2357 and encodes 738 amino acids.